This is a messenger RNA of Petromyzon marinus (sea lamprey), 1672 nucleotides long. It is a transcript of the gene TIMM17B, whose product is annotated as translocase of inner mitochondrial membrane 17B. Gene Ontology annotation, biological process: protein import into mitochondrial matrix. Gene Ontology annotation, cellular component: TIM23 mitochondrial import inner membrane translocase complex. NCBI's taxonomy places the organism in Eukaryota, Metazoa, Chordata, Hyperoartia, Petromyzontiformes, Petromyzontidae. Gene Ontology annotation, molecular function: transmembrane protein transporter activity. The record is from RefSeq and is a predicted model, not a curated record.
GCAAAACAAGGAAUCGAUUCCUCGACGAAGUUCGCGCUGUGUGGGAGAAUCACGAUAGAGGAAUCGACGUGAGGGCCGCCAUGGAGGAGUACGCUCGGGAGCCGUGCCCGUGGCGGAUCGUGGAUGACUGCGGAGGGGCCUUCACGAUGGGGGCCAUCGGGGGAGGCAUCUUUCAGUGCAUCAAGGGCUUCCGAAAUGCGCCUGUGGGUAUGAGGCAGAGAAUGCGAGGCAGUAUGAGUGCCAUGAAGCUGAGAGCUCCUCAGAUUGGAGGGAGCUUCGCAGUGUGGGGUGGCCUCUUCUCCACCAUCGACUGUGGGCUGGUGAAGCUGCGAGGCAAGGAGGACCCGUGGAACUCAAUCACCAGCGGAGCCCUGACGGGCGCCGUGCUCGCCUCCCGCAGUGGCCCGGUCGCCAUGGUGGGCUCAGCGGUGAUGGGAGGCGUCCUCCUUGCCCUCAUAGAAGGCGUUGGCAUUAUGCUCACCCGCUACACAGCACAACAGUACCAAAACGGGCCUCCCCAGUUUGUAGAUGACCCUUCACAGCUGCCAUCAAAAGGAAGCUCAGAGCAAGAUCUGGGACGCUACGGGCAAUACCAGUGAAAGCACCAUAGUCGCAGUCAAGAGACCUCCUGGAAUUCGGUGUUCAAGUAAAAAUAUCACAAACAUUACCGUUGAUGUUUUACAUUAAUUUAAAUGCUGUGUCUAUGUUAAAAAAACGUUUGUUAUGUUGCAAACUGUAACUUCCUCAAUGAUUCAGGUUUAUUCAUAGUUUCACAAGAUUAUUUUCCAUCACUGGCUCAGGUCAAUUCGUGAAGACGAGCAGCUCAUUGUUCACUUGAAUAGUGUGCAGUGGUCACCGUGAAUGUUAUUUUAUAACGAAUUUGAUUAAUGGUCUGGUCACAUGAGCUGCAAGAGAGAGGGUGCUGCCCUCUCCGCAUCACACACAAACUACUGAGUUGCAGUGUCAUCCAGCGGUGGGACAGUCUUGUACUCUCUGGCAUGUGACAUCACAUUAUAACAAAAUUGUUCAAUAUUUCAAAAAAUGUUAGUGUUGGACAAUAUUUUUCCAAUAUUUGUUUCAUUCAAAUGUUACACUUUUUAGAUUUCACCCCUUUCAGUAUGUGGUAUAGAGCAAUUGUCACUGUUACAUUACACAAAGUCGAACUUGAUUUUCCGACCAGCCAAUACACAAGAACACCUGUACGUGAUCACAUUGCAUUCAACAUUUCCCCAAAAAGACAUUAAGACCAAACCAUUCGUGAUAUAGCGAUCAGGAAUUUCUGAGAAAAUAGAAAAGGUAAAUGUGAUGUUAUUGUCAUGAUGCUCAAGACAUGUUCAUGGCUUAUGGGAUAAAGGAAUGAGGGAAAUUGUUGGUCUUAGAAACAUACCAACAUAGUAAAUUGCCUGCGAUAUUUGUGCUUGAUCACCAGAAAAGAACAAUCGUCACCAGAGUUCCUACUAGUCAAAACCCAACUUGUCAUUGCUGUUAUUGUGUUGUGUGAAGAGUUUUCGAGUAGCCACACAAUAGAGCAAUAACCGUGCUGUUAGCUACGUACGGUGAGAAAGAAGUUUAACAUAAACUGCAAUGGGAUUUAAAAAAAAAACUUAGAGAGAGAUUGUAAUCCUUUGAACACAUUAAUAGUUUUAAAACAUUAAACAUUGCUUCUGUUUGA